Molecule: messenger RNA, 4567 nt
Organism: Pocillopora meandrina
Lineage: Eukaryota; Metazoa; Cnidaria; Anthozoa; Scleractinia; Pocilloporidae
Source: the annotation of a GenBank genome assembly
UUGCAAUGUGGGAGUUUUGAGUCACAGAACUUGAACAACUUCUCCUUGCCCAAAGAAUAUCAAGUGGAAUAUGAAAGAAGGUAUAAUACCACAAAUUUAUUCUGAAAUAAAGAUGGCAUUGGUAAAACGCAAGUUUCUGUUUGAGUAAAAGCCUUAUUUUACUUCCUGGUUGUGGUAAUGACCUCGGAAACCAAUUAAAACCUGUACAUUUUCAAUUGUUAAAAGGUGCCUUGUUAACGGGUCCAAAAGGAACAUUUUAACAGUACAAUAGCAGUAUAAACUAAUACUGUGGUGUGGUUUAUGUCUGAUUGGUGUCUCUACCAAACAUACAAAUUGACGUUAAUGGUUUAGAGUGAGGCUAACAUUUUAUUCUUAACUUUAGUUGUCAGUAACAUAUAGAGUAAACCUUUCUGUUCAUUUCUAAAUUUGUAGUUUAUUCUGCAACCAUGUCUCGUGGUGAAUUUGGUAGUCCCUCAUAUGGUACCCUUUCUUCAGGUGUUAGAGUGAAUUUUGACAGGCCAUCAUCCAGAUACUCAGAAGGUAAAGUUGGAAAAUGAUGUAACAUUGACAAGCAUACUCAGUAUACACUAGGCACAGUCAUUCCUUUAUUAUUUCUUUGUUCUGUUUAUUUCAGGUGAUUUAGGUGAAAAUUUUCAGAUUCUCAGUGACAAUGUUAGUAGCAACAUCUUCCAAAUUAACAACAACAGUGAGUAUCCAAUAACUGGUUAUUUAAUCAAUACUUUUAAGUGCCUUAGUUGCGCUAUUGUCUUUUAAUGUCUCACACUACAUGUGACAUUAAUCUGCCACAAAUAAUUGUAAUGUAUGAUAAUUUUGAAUUUAUUUUGAUUUCCACUUAAGCUGCUGUAUUGGAGCGCACCCUUAAACAGUUAACAGCAGGAAAAGAUGGUCAAGAGGAAAAACUGUAAGUUGAUUUCUGUCUUUGUUGAUAAAAUGUUUCAUAUACCACAUAUAGCUUUAUCAUCAGCAAAAGAAAAAAAUAUAAUAAAUUUAAUUGUUACAAGUUUGAUGAUGAGACAUAAGGAAAGCUAAGAAACUUGAUGGUGAAAUCUGUGGCCUGUUGUCCUGUUGAACCCUUAUGGACCUGGCCAACCCUUGGAAAAGGAACUCAACCUUGAGAGGAGAGGUAGUGUUUCAAAAGAAGUCAAUGAGAGUUGUACUCUUAGUAUCCUCAAUUAGCCUGACAAUUCUCUUCUCUUUACAGUCAUAGAAUACAGAUAGCUACAAAUGACCUUGCUGGUAAAACAACUGCCAUGUUGAAACAGAUGAGUUCUUAUUGCGUUGGAAAUAGUCCUACAGUGGUAAGUGGCAAUUUGAGCAAAUAACAGUUCAUUCAUGUUAAUGUCAGCUUUUUUGGUUAAAAUAGAUAGAAACUUCCUUUAUUGAGGUAUUUUUGCUCCAAUAAGGUGUAAAGAUUUGACCUUUCAAUGUUCCAAAUUGACUGUAGUGUCUUAAUUGAGUCAUUUUCAAGUUCCAAAAACUCUUACUUUUGGAAACGAGACUAGUCACUAAAUAUUUCAUAUAAAAACAAGUUUCAUUUGCACAAUUAAAAAAAUUCAUCUUUUUUUAAAAGUUUGGUAUUUACCCUUAUUUUGAAAAAAGAAACAAGCUAAAUUAAGAACUAAUGUCAUGUUUUGACAUACUAUUAACCAAGCUAAUACUAUUUAUAGCAUUUGCUUGCUUGUAGACUAUUUUAUUUUUUAUUUUUUAUUUUACACUUAGAGGCAUCAGCGAAUACAACAUGAAAGAUUAAAGGGAGAUUUCAGAGAUUCAGUUUCACGUUACUACUCUGUUCAAAAUGUAAGUAGUGGAUAAUUGCCACCGUUUUGCUUUCUUCAAUUGCUUGACAUGAUGAUUAUAUAAUUAUAUACAAUCAUAGACUCCAAUAAUUAUUAAAGUUGUUACAAGAAACAAAGAAUGUUUUGACCAGUUUUUUAUUAUAAUCUUGUCUGCUGUUACCCCUUGUAGAAAGUGGUUGAAAAGGAGAAGCUUCUGGUGGGCUCAACAGGACUUUCACAGGUGAUCAGAAAAUUGUUUUUUAACUUUUUGGUUUUAUUACGAGACAGUCUAACAUGUGAAUAUUGCUCAAGUAACAACUCUCAAUUCAGUUUUUCUAUCAUCAACCCACAUAAAUUCUUUUAAAUAGAUGAAUUUUUUAUAUUAUACCUUGCAUCAUCCAGUUUUUAGCAACACCUACCUUUUUUGAUCAGGGGGGGGUGCAGAGAAGCAACUUCUCUGUAGUAAGGAGGUCACCAUGGCAAUCAAGUCAUAGCUGACAGCUCUGACUUGGUUUUAACCUUGUUUAAAUUACAGUUAGCUGGACUGAAACUUUUAGAAACCCUUUACUGAUUGUGGUAAUUUAUGUGUUAACCACAGAGGCAAGAUAGUAGAAGAUAUGGAGAUGAUGAGUUUGGAAAUGAGAAAAGUGGCUUAAUGGAGGAUGAUCUUAGGAGGUAAAUAUAGAGAAUUUACACAUUUCUCAUAGAAAUUAUGAUAAUGAUAAAAAAAUUACUUGAAUUAUUUUUAAUUUCCUAGUGCAGGCAAAAGACAAUUUUUCCUUCAUGUUUCUGGCAACCAUUCUGUCCAUAAAUUUAUGGCAAUUAGAAAAAAUGUAAAAAUUGCAUAAGUUUGGAUACUAAACCUUCCCAUUUAAUAUAUGUUCUAACUUGUUGUAUAUGGGUUGUUCUAGAAUGACAGAAAAUAGUUUCUCCCUUGUUUCCUUAUUUUUAGCUGAAAAUUGCUUCAAAUUUGGAAGAUUUCCUCAGGGCAGUCUAUUGCUUCAUUUUCAACCAUCCUUAUCUCUGUUUAUUUAAUUUAUCCAAUUCUAAUACCAUUGACACCAGGCAAGAGGAAGAGCAGUUGGACAUGCAGAUUGACAUUGAUCAAUCACUGAUAAGAGACAGAGAGGACAGAAUCCGACAGAUAGAAGUAAGUCUGGGUUAUAUUGUUAUUUCAAUCUAUAAAAUAAGCAACUAAAAGGUGAAGUUUGGCGACAAUUCAAUUAAAUUGUGCAAAAGAAAACAAAAUCUAUCUUCUCAUUGCUAUUCAUAACUUGAUAUAUAUUUAUUGGCAUUUGUGUAAAACUCUGGAACUGUUGCCUGAGUGCAAUCUUUUAAGUGGAGGGUUGGCUGUAUACAGGCCAUGCAAGUUAUGCUGAAGUAUUUUACUUUCUGCAUUUUGUAGGGAGAUGUUCUAGACAUCAAUGAAAUAUUCCGAGACUUAGCAACUAUGGUUUAUGAACAAGGAGAUCUUGUUGGUAAAAAGAUAAUCUUGUCAAGUUUUGAAUGUAGUUUUUAGUAAUUUUCUGAUUUGUUUAUAUAACAGAUGGAGAAAUGACACAGCCUUUUGCAGUUUUGGAACCAACUAGCCAGUUAAAAUACUGUAUAAUUAGAGAUUUUCACAUUGAAUUCAAUCAAUUAAUCAAGCAACUUGUUAAUUUCACAUCAUGCAAUGAGGUUACCCUUACAUCUGAGUCAAAGGCCUAUGUCUAAAAUGAAUGACAAAAGAUUGAAAUGUUUUUGUAUGCUCUAAUUUUAGAUUCGAUAGAAGCAAAUGUUGAACGAGCACAAAGUAAUGUGGAGGGAGCUAAUGUCCAACUCAGUAAGGCCAGUGUAUACCAGGUAAGGCAGUGGUUAAAGAUCACACAAAUUUAGAAAGUUUGUUUUUGGUAUCGUUGUUUAGGGUAAGCAUAUCCUUGUGAUAGUCUGCUGGUACGAGACUGACUCGUGUAGCUUUCAGAACCAAAACAGGUUUCUUGAGUAUAAAUUGACGGUAAGCAUUGCUAAUUUCCAGAACAGGAUAUCAUUCCUUUGGAGGUUACCUCUAUUAUUUCGUAAAUACUGAGAUUUGCAGUGUGAAGUACUAUUAUUUGUGUCACGGCUUGGACAAAUGGUGUAUUUUCACAGUCAUUCGCUCCAAUCUUUGAAAUGAAAUGUGAAAAAAUCUUAGUAUGUAUGAAAAGAAACAUCAUACCAUGGAAAGUGCUUGAACAAUUCUUGUGUACUUGUUGCAAUGCAUCAAAAACUCAUUUGUUCACUGUGCUCAAUCAUUUGUUUUUUCAUGCAUGGCAACUCAAUGCUAAAAAUGGUUGGUGUACAAUUUCCAUGGAAGAAUCUCUUUAUAUUUGUGAGCUAACUGGUUUUCUCUGUCUCAAGGGUUUUAACUGGAAUUGAACUUAUCAAUGUUCCUGAUAAGUAAGGGGAGACUGUCAAACAGGAUUUGAAAGUAUUGAGGGAAUUGUUUCAGUAACAUGUGCAAAUACUGAACUUCAGAAUUUUUUUUCCUUUCACAGAAAUCAGCCCGUAAGAAGAUGUGCAUAUUACUUGUUAUUAUUGCGAUCGUUGGUGGAGUUAUUGGCAUAAUUAUUUGGCAAACAAAUUAACAAGCAUAAUUUUGACAGCAAAUUACUUCAAGAUGAAGAAUCAAAUCAGUUAUGGUUUCCCCCCUAGUUCCAGAAACUGUCUGAAUCAAUGUUUCAUGAAAUUGGCAUAAGGUUUUGUAAGACUUGGAAAGAGUAUCACCUGGAAUAUGUAAACAUUAUUGGAAAAAA